AUGGAAUCAACUGCUUUAAAUGGGAGAAUGACUAGAUGGCAAAUUCUACUCUCUGAAUUUGACAUAGUAUAUGUAAGUCAGAAGGCUAUAAAAGGGAGUGCCAUAGCUGAUUUUCUAGCCAGCAAAGCCCUGGAGGACUAUGACCCUUUGAACUUUGAUUUUCCAAAUGAAGACUUAUUUUACGUAGAAAACACUGAAGAAAACCCUCGAAUAGACCACAUCUGGAAGUUAAAUUUCGAUGGAGCUUCAAACGCUAUAGGUAACGAAAUUGGGGCAGUCUUGGUUUCCCUAAAUGGAGAUCAUUAUCCUGUUGCUAGCAAAUUGGACUUUGAUUGCACACAUAACAUGGUAGAAUAUGAAGCAUGUAUUAUGGGUAUUCGUGCGGCCAUUGAACGUAAAAUCAAGGUACUUAAAGUGUAUGGAGAUUCCGCGUUGGUGAUAUACCAACUCAAAGGAGAGUGGGAAACCAGAGACCCUAAAUUGAUCAAUUAUAAAGAACUGGUUCUUGAAUUGAUUGACAAGUUUGAUGACAUCACCUUCAGUUAUCUCCUACGAGAGGAAAACCAAAUGGUUGAUGCAUUGGCUACUCUAGCUUCGAUGAUUCAGGUGAACAGGCUUGAAGUAAUAAAGCCUAUUCAGAUGAGUAUCUAUGAAACCCCAGCCUAUUCUUCCGACGCAAAGGGACUUUAG
Messenger RNA from Gossypium raimondii (Peruvian cotton), 690 nucleotides. RefSeq lists its product as uncharacterized. NCBI's taxonomy places the organism in Eukaryota, Viridiplantae, Streptophyta, Magnoliopsida, Malvales, Malvaceae. The transcript has a single exon. The record is from RefSeq and is a predicted model, not a curated record. Bases 1 to 690 code for a protein of 229 amino acids. Gene Ontology annotation, molecular function: RNA-DNA hybrid ribonuclease activity; nucleic acid binding.